Messenger RNA from Hemibagrus wyckioides, 1157 nucleotides. RefSeq lists its product as uncharacterized. Lineage: Eukaryota; Metazoa; Chordata; Actinopteri; Siluriformes; Bagridae. The transcript has 3 exons. Bases 357 to 983 code for a protein of 208 amino acids. The record is from RefSeq and is a predicted model, not a curated record.
UAAGCAGGCAAAGGGAGAAAGUGUGCUUCGCUGCAUGUUAAGUAGAAGUGGAUGACCACUAAAACUCAUUACUUAUGACAAAAGGAUGAGCCUGGGGAAAAAUAAAGCCAGAGCUGAGCGAACAUUACCAACCAUCUGAAGAAAAGCAGACCAAAGGUACUAGAAAUGUAUUUCUGAGGUUGUGUUAUAAAUCUGUACUUUAGCCCAAAUAUACAAUUUUCUUUUACUAUGUUUUUACUUUUUCUCGUAUUCUCACAAAUUACUGCUUAUAAUUAAUUCAUAGUCUUCCUAAUAGUCUCAUAGUCUUAUUAAGUGCAGUGUCCUGUGUGUCAUUGUUGUGUGAGUGUGAGCUUAUUAUGGCAGGAAGGAUGUCAGAUGUCAGCAGAGCCUCAAAAGUCAAAUGUGAUGGAAAAGAAAGAAAAAAGGAAAGAGCAGCACAGAGACAAAAGAGAAAAGGAGCUACAAAUAAUUGUGCUGCCGGUUCUGCAACCGAGGCUAGUGAGAGGCUUCCUCUUAUCGGCUCCUCAGAGACCAGGACAACAGCAAUCACCACACGAGCUAGGAAAAGAAAGUGUGCUCAGCCUCCUAUUUCUACUGCCCUCCAGAGCAGCUUCAUGACACCCUGGGAAGUUUCCUCCAAUUCCUCUUGUACCAGCAUUCCCCCUGCUCCUCCUCUCCCUUCUCCUCCUUCUUCUCGACCCCCUCCACCAAUCACAUCAUCAGAGACUUCUUCAAAUCCACCACAGACCAUCAGAAACACCAACCCUGAUAGUCGAGAAAGUGCUUGUGUGAAGAGACAACCCCUGCCAUUACGAGGACCCUCCAGACCCUCGCGCUUACCUCCGUUACGCCAAGUUUCCAAUCUCAGCUUUUCACGAAGCUUCACUUUCUCAUUUUUCGAGCUGCCAUGGCAUCAGUCAGUGCAAAACCGAGCAGAUCGGUUCAAAGAGCUUGUUGUACUGCUGAGGAAGAUACAUUACUGACUGAACUGAAUCUCAUUAUUCCUUAGUCAUUACUAAUAUAAAAAUGGUCAUAGCUGGUACAGUUAUUAUUAUUUAUAUAAGUUUUGAGCCUUGUAAUAUAAAAAUAUGUGAAAUUGAAUCCAAUGGGAAUUUUAAUUUGACUCAGAAAAGGUCCUAUUGAUAAAUUUCUCAAUA